Molecule: messenger RNA, 5970 nt
Organism: Engraulis encrasicolus (European anchovy)
Lineage: Eukaryota; Metazoa; Chordata; Actinopteri; Clupeiformes; Engraulidae
Gene: zeb2b
Product: zinc finger E-box binding homeobox 2b
Exons: 10
Coding region: 257-4234 (1325 amino acids)
Molecular function (GO): DNA binding
Source: RefSeq, a predicted model, not a curated record
UUGUUUCCUGGAGUGGCUGAAAGAGAUCAGUUCUAACCUGCCCAGCAGGAAUAACGGUCCUUCCUCCAACUAUUUCUAAGGCUUAUUAUCAUUUUGCAAGGAUCCCGUUCUCUUAAAAACGCUUCUGUGCUUGUUUGCUGUCUGUCAGCCGAAGUCGCCAAGAAGACAGAAACGUAAACAAGCAGAUAUUGAGCCUGCGUGCUGCUGAUUCAAGGAGUCGAGCCCAUGCGAACUGCCAUCUGAUCCAGUCUUAUCAAUGAGGCAACUGAUCAUGGCGGAUGGCCCCAGGUGCAAGCGGCGAAAACAAGCCAACCCAAGACGGAAAAACGCAGUCUUGAGCUAUGAUAACCACGUCGAGACGGGUUCGGAGACGGAGGACGAGGAGAACAUGAACGGCGUGCCCAGCCCCUCGGCCAGCCCCGCACUGACCAAUCAGGAGGCCGGCUCCCCACUGGCCGACCAAUCCCUGCUCAGCAAGCACGAGGACGAGGAGGACGAGAUGAGGGACAGCGGCGUGGAGCAAAUGUGGCACGACAGCGACAUGCUGCGAGCCUCAGUCGAUGAUGAAAUGAAAGAUGACUUUGACACUAUGGGGCCUGAUGCCACUCUUCCGCCAGUUGGAAACGGUACAGUUAAGAAUGUUGAUUGCACUUCGGACUUCGAGGAGUUCUUCGCCAAGCGCAAGAUGGAGGACAGCGAGAGCCACGUGGCGUCCAUAGCGGAGUACCUCCAGAGGGGGGACACGGCCAUCAUCUACCCCGAGGCCCCUGAGGAGCUCUCCCGCCUGGGCACGCCCGAGGCCAACGGCCCCGAGGAGAACGACCUGCCACCUGGAACUCCAGAUGCUUUUGCGCAACUGCUGACCUGCCCCUACUGCGACCGGGGCUACAAGCGCUUGACAUCGCUCAAGGAGCACAUCAAGUACCGGCACGAGAAGAACGAGGAGAGCUUCGCCUGCCCGCUGUGCAACUACACCUUCGCCUACCGCACCCAGCUCGAGCGCCAUAUGGCCACACACAAGCCGGGAAGAGAUCAGCACCAAAUGUUGAACCAGGGGGCUGCUGGCAACCGCAAGUUCAAAUGCACCGAGUGUGGGAAGGCUUUCAAGUAUAAGCACCAUCUGAAGGAGCACCUGCGCAUUCACAGUGGUGAGAAACCGUACGAAUGCCCAAACUGCAAGAAGCGCUUCUCGCACUCCGGCUCCUACAGCUCGCACAUCAGCAGCAAGAAAUGCAUUGGCCUGAUCACGGUCAACGGCAGGAUGCGCAACAACAUGAAGACCAGCUCCUCGCCCACCUCGGCUUCUUCCUCCCCCACCAACACCGCCAUUACCCAGCUGCGGCACAAGCUCGAGAACGGCAAGCCGCUUGGCCCUGGGCCGGACCAGUCCAACCACAUGAGCAUCAAAACCGAACCACUGGACUUCAAUGACUACAAGAUGAUGAUGGCCUCGCACGGGUUUGGCCACGGCGGCCAUGGUGGCCAUGGUGGCCAUGGCGGUCCCGGCGGUCCCUUCAUGAACGGCGGCAUGGGUGGUGGCGGCGGAAGCCCCAUGGGAGGAGGGCUUCCUCCGGUCCACAACUCUGCCCAGAGCCCCUUGCAGCACAUGGGGAUGAGCCUGGAGUCACAGCUGCUGGGCUACCCGCACCUGGCCAACAACCUGAGCGAAGUGCAGAAGGUGCUGCAGAUCGUCGACAACACUGUGUGCAGGCAAAAGAUGGACUGCAAGCCCGAGGACAUCUCAAAGCUGAAGGCCUACAUGAAGGACCUGAGUGCCCAGAUGGAGGAGCAGAAGCAGGCUCUGACCUCCGCCGGAGGUGCGCCCGGGGUGGGGCUGCCCGUGGUGAACCACAACGGCGCCACCAAGAGCAUCAUCGACUACACGUUAGAGAAGGUGAACGAAGCCAAAGCUUGCCUGCAGAGCUUGACCACGGACUCAAAGAGACAAUUUCAGAGCAAUAUCAAAAAGGAGAGGCCGAACCACGUAGUAGACCUAGGUACAGACGAGAAGAAACACAACAACAACGACAACAGCUUAAUGUUUACACCCUACUCUUGCCAAUACUGCAAAGAGACCUUCACAGGUCCCAUUCCCCUGCACCAACACGAGCGCUACCUGUGCAAGAUGAACGAGGAGAUCAAGGCAGUGUUGCAGCCUACCGAGAACAUGACACCCAACAAGCAGGGCAUGAACUUCGGGGACAAGCACGCCAUGUUGCACUCGUCCAUCAUCUCCGAGAAGGCCAUGAUGGGACCCGUCAAUCCGUACAAGGACCACAUGUCAGUUCUCAAGGCAUACUUCGCCAUGAACAUGGAGCCCAACUCCGAGGAGCUUCUGAAGAUCUCCAUCGCCGUGGGUCUCCCUCAGGAAUUCGUGAAGGAGUGGUUCGAGCAGAGGAAAGUGUACCAGUUUGGUAACGCCCGGACGCCUCCCUUGGACAGGGGCAACAUGGAGGUGGGGCUCCCGCCUAGCAACCACACCCCAAUCAAAGACUCCAUGGCUGCCAGGUCGCCGGUGUCCCUUGUGAAGCCGCCGGACCAUCACCACCACCACCACAUGACUUCCCCAUCCCUGGCAGAGCUCCACAACAACAUCCACAACAACAACUGCGACGCUCCACUGCGGCUCUCCAAAAGUGCCCAGUUCGGCAGCGGAGGCAGUGUUGGCGGCAGCAUCGUCGGCGGACCCAAAGCGAUGGCAGACAAACUGGACCACUCCAGGAGCAACACUCCGUCUCCACUGAACCUCUCGUCUGCCUCGUCGAAAAACUCCCACAGCAGCUCCUAUACGCCAAACAGCUUCACGUCCGAGGACCUUGGAGGACCUGGAGGACAGGCUGAACCACUGGACCUAUCACUGCCAAAACACCUGAUGAUGAGGGAGCACAAGCACGUGCUGACCAUGAAGAGCCACCCCAAGCCCAACAGCCUGCCAGUCGACCACAACAACGUAACCUCCCCACGGGAACACUUCGAGGAGCCCUUGAACCUGGCCUACCUGUCCAAGAAGGACUUUGCAGGCUCCAAUGUCGCCAUCAACAUGAACGGCCAUCAUGGCAACGGUCCCACCCACAACACCCCCAAUGGCAAUGGAAACCUUGACAAAAGCACUAGCCACAUGUUUGGCAUCAACCCCUUCAACGCCAAACCACUGUACUCACCUUUACCGCCGCAGAGUGCAUUUCCUCCACCCACCUUCAUGCCCCCGGUGCAGGCCAGCAUCCCGGGCUUGAGGCCCUACCCAGGGCUGGAUCAGAUGGGCUUCCUGCCACACAUGGCCUACACGUACGCAGCAGGGGCGGCCACCUUUGCUGAGAUGCAGCAGAGACGGAAGUACCAGCGAAAGCAAGGUUUCCAGGGGGAGCUGCUUGAUGGAACAGCAGAGUAUCUGUCAGGCCUGGACGACAUGACAGAUUCAGAGUCCUGUCUGUCGAGGAGGAAGAUUAAGAAGACUGAAAGUGGUAUGUACGCGUGUGACUUGUGCGACAAAACAUUCCAGAAGAGCAGUUCCCUCCUAAGACACAAAUAUGAGCACACAGGUAAGAGGCCCCACCAGUGUCAGAUCUGCAAGAAGGCCUUCAAACACAAGCACCACCUGAUCGAGCACUCGCGCCUCCACUCGGGCGAGAAACCGUAUCAGUGUGACAAGUGCGGCAAGCGCUUCUCCCACUCGGGCUCCUACUCGCAGCACAUGAACCACCGCUACUCCUACUGCAAGAGGGAGGCGGAGGAGCGCGAGGCGGCCGAGCGCGAGGCCCGGGAGAAGGGUCACCUGGAGCCCACGGAGCUGCUGAUGAACAGGGCCUACCUGCAGGGCAUCACGCCAUCACAGGGCUACCCGGACCUGGAGGAUCGGGACCGGGACCGGGAGAGAGAGAGAGAACGGGAGAGGGAACAUGAAAGGGAACGGGAAAGAGAGCGAGAGAGGGAGAGGGAGAGGGAUCGCGAGCGGGAGGCCAUUCUGCUACGCGAGGGCAUGAACGUGAACGGAGGCAUGAGAGAGCGCCCGAAGGAAGUAGACGGAACGUACGCGAAGAUGACGACGACGACGGGACGGCGAGAGGACGAGUUUGAGGAGGAGGAGGAGGAGAGCGAGAACAAGAGCAUGGACACGGAUCCAGACACGUUGAGGGACGAGGAGGAGAACGGAGAGCACUCCAUGGACGAAAGUUCGGUCGACGGGAAAACAGAAACCAAAUCGGAUCACGAGGACAAUAUGGACGACGGCAUGUAAUAAAACUACUGCAUUCAAAAGCUUCCCACGUCUCUUAGCGCCCAGCCCAGCCCAGCCACCAUGAACACAACACUCUUGUCCAUUCAUUUACAUACUUUUUUUAAAAAAGAAAUAUUGUUACCUUGUUGCUUGAUUUCGUUUCAAAACACGAUGCUGUGUUGGGGCUGAACAUGCACGUGCCUGGAGCUUCAGGGAAGCUUGUGUUGACGGACUCAAAAAAGGGAGGGGGGUUGGCAGGGUGGUCAAAUCUGCUCUCAUUCACACACACACUGAUUGGACUUAAGAACUGGGAGGUGGGUUUGGGAUGGGCAUGGAGCUGGGGUUGGGGGUUGAUAUGGGUGUGGAUGGGACUGGGUAAGGGUAAGGGUAUGGGAAGGGUGUUGUGUAUGAAGCUGUGUUAUGCAAAAAGAAUACAAAAAGAAUAAAUAAUUUACAUUUUAAAAAUUGUACAGUAGUAAGGCCUAAAACCAUGUGCGGUGCUAACAUCCUAAAAAGAAGAAAAAACCCUGUGUUCCAUUGUAUUUAUAGCACAAACUAGUAACUUGUACAAAUUGCACUCUGCUUCUAUAAUCACUACAAAAAAUAAUAAAAAAUUAUUGCCUAUGUAUAUUUAUACAGUGUUGAGAAGACGAAGAUGAAGAAAAAAAAAUGAAUCUGUGGUUUCCCCACUGCAGUCAUCAGUAUUAUUGCUUAUCUUUUACUCCAUAUGUUGUCUAUGGUUUUGCCCUUGUUGUAUGGCCAGUUAGCCACACACUCGUAGGCCUCAGUAUUUCUUUAUGUGAAGGAAUUCACCACAUACCUGUGUGAUUUCAAGGUAUUGAAGUCUUAAAGUAGACAGUGUUGAGGAAGUGUAAUGGUCUGGAGACUAAAAUGAAGGACACAAAAAAGAAAAGAUGUGAACAAAGAGGGAGAAAGCCUUUGUAAGGUGUUUUUUAAUUUUAAAAAAGCCUUAUAUGCAAACCUUUUAAUCUGUGUGUUUUCUGCAAGUGCCAUCCUUGUAUAGUGUAAAAGGGAGGUGGGCUGUGUCACCUUUCCGCACCAGCUUCAGUAUUAAGAAGAGAAAUUAGUUCACCCUAUUCUUGGAGCAUCCAUGACAGUAUUAGAAGAAUAGGCAGCAAUUCCUUAGUUUACAUAUGUUUGUGCAAUUUUCUGUAUUUUUUUUAUUUCCUCUAUUUUUUUGUCAGUAUUACACCAAACCAUUUUGCAAGAACAAAAUUGCAUUCAUUUUAUUUGUAGGUUAAAUAACAUUUAUUUAUGUGGCCCAUUUUGUAUUUCUUAAUUUUAUUUAUUUCAUACUGUAGUGUACAGUAUUAUAGUUCUUCAAUAUAUAGAUAUAUUUUAGUAAAAAGGAACAUGGCGUCGAUCAUUGAGGCAAAUUUUACGUAAAAGAGAGCAUUUAUUGUGUUUUGAAACAUUAAUUGUGAAAUGCGAAUUUUCAACUUAUUAUUAUUUUUGUUUUAUUUCUUUUAUUUUCCAGUUACUGGAAAUUCCAAAUUUGGGAACUUUUGAUACGAUAUUGUGAAAACACUGUAUUUUCGACUGAAAAAAAAAAUUCCACUUUCUUCAUCUUGUUUUUUUAGCUAAAAAACUGAAGAGGGACUGUUAAAAUACAAUGUAUGAUACCAUGACAGAAAAAAAGAAUCUUUCCUGAAAUGUCUUUGUAAAAGUAUUAUUGAAUUUUUAAUUUGUAAUUUCUCUUGGAAAUGACCAUGCUCGAAUAAAAGUAGCCAAAUUAA